AUGGAUAACGGACAAGCAACAAAAAUGCCGAAACCAUUCGAUAGUGAUAUUGAUUUAAAUGCAUCGGCUUCAGGCGGUAAUCAACAGCAAUUCGUCUUACGCGAAGAUGAUCGUCUUAAACAAGAAGAAGAUUAUCGCCAAGAAUUAAUGAAGGUUCAAGAUGAAAUUAUCACAUUACGUCAAGUACUAGGUGCUAAAUUAAAACGUGAACAUGAAUUAAAAACUUUAUUAGGUGUUGGCCUCGUUGAUGAUAUAAAACAAGAUUGGAAUGAAACAGUUAGCGAUAUUAAAUCAAGUGUAGCUUAUCAAAAGACGGCUGAAACAUUCAAUGCUGCUUCCGAAAAACUUGCGCCAACAUUACAAACAGUUAAUUCAACAUUUAAAUCUGGCAUUGGUUCUCUUAGAAAUUCGUCUUAUUUCAAAACAUUCGAAAGUACACUUGGUUCAACUGUUAGUGCAGUCAAAUCGAAAAUCGCACCAUCAAGAUCAACGAUGAGUUUCGAUGACAAUGAACCUAUUCAUGGUGCUAGCGCAGGAUCGAUGAGUACAAGUGCAACACAUGGUGAUCAUUUUGAUUUUGGCGGCAACGGUUCAGACGGAAAGAAAUAA
Molecule: messenger RNA, 609 nt
Organism: Rotaria socialis
Lineage: Eukaryota; Metazoa; Rotifera; Eurotatoria; Philodinida; Philodinidae
Source: the annotation of a GenBank genome assembly